AUGGUGGAGUCCACCGCCAUCACCAAAGGGUGUCCCAUCCCCAUGGUGAGUCCCACCAUCAUGGCAUAUCCCCUCAUCGUGGUGGAUCUCAAGACUUCCAUGACAAUGCCUUCUCCCACCAUUCCCACCACCCCCACCACUCCCCUGACCACGGUGAGGCCCACCAUCAUGGUGGAGCCCUCCACUCCUCAUCCCUCUUCCUGGAUACUUCCCGUGGCACUUUCAUCUCCCACCAUUCCUAUGGUGAGGACCACUUUGAUGAUGAGCACCACCACGGUAGCAGGAGACAUCAUGGGGGGCCCCACCAACACAGGGAGUCCUACCACCAUGGGGGACUCCAGCAACACAGGGAGUCCUACCACCAUGGGGGGCCCCACCAACACAGAGAGUCCUACCACCAUGGGGCGCCCCACCAACAUAGGGAGUCCUACCACCGUGGGGGCCUCAACCAACAUAGAGAGUCCUACCACCAUGGGGGACUCCAGCAACACAGGGAGUCCUACCACCAUGGGGGGCCCCACCAACACAGAGAGUCCUACCACCAUGGGGGGCCCCACCAACAUAGGGAGUCCCACCACCAUGGUGGGUUUCACCACCACAGUGAGGUUUCCCACCAUAGUGGGCUUUAUCACCAAGCAUGAAGCCCAUCACCACAGAAGGCCUGCCUCCACGGGGUCCUACCGCCAUGACGGGCACCUCCACGGCCACGGUGCCGAGCACCACCACGGAGAGCACCAGCACGGCGCACAACCUCGUGAUUACCUCCUCCGAGAUCACCGCUAUGGGGAGCACCGUCGUGGUAGCUCCCAACUCUUUGGCCCAUACGCGUCCCACAGCGUGGCCUCAGCCUCCCUCGCCCCUGCCUAUUCUCGUCAAGUAGCCCCCCAACCUAGCAAGCCAGACAGACAGAGCUCAGCCUUCAGCUUGGCUCGUUCCCUGAACACAGCGCACUCACACCCUGCCCAGACCUCCAGCAAAGUCCAUCCUCAGGGCUCCUCCUCUAAAACCUCGGAAAGCUGGCCCAAAGAAGACGAGCAGAUUCAGAAGCGCAAAACUGGCCGAGCCUCACGAACCCACAAGAAGCUGCACACUGAGGACCUCUUCUAUUCGUUGUGGGAAAAAUUAAGCCACCUCAUUUGGGGCCUUUCAAGAAUGCUCAGGAAACUGACUGACUCCCUGGCCUUUGAAGGCUUCAUCGUCUUCAUCGUCUGCCUCAACACCAUCAUGCUCGUGGCCCAGACCUUCGCUGAAGUCGAGGUCCGGGGUGAGUGGUACUUCAUGGCCUUGGACUCCAUCUUCCUCUGCAUCUACGUGGUGGAAGCUGUGCUCAAAAUCAUUGCUCUGGGCCUCAAGUAUUUUUUGGACCCCUGGAACAACCUGGAUUUCUUCAUUAUGGUCAUGGCUGUGCUGGACUUCAUGCUCAUGCAGGUCAACUCUUCCUCCAUGCGCAUGGUCUACAACCAAAGCAUCUUCCGCAUCUUCAAGGUCUUCAAGAGCCUGCGAGCCUUGCGAGCUAUCCGGGUCCUGCGGAGGCUCAGCUUCCUGACCAGUCUCCAGGAAGUGACCGGGACCCUGGCCCGGUCCUUGCCGUCCAUCACCGCCAUCCUCAUCCUCAUGUUCACCUGUCUCUUCCUGUUCUCUGUGGUGCUCCGGGCACUGUUCCGCUACUCUGACCCCAAGCGCUUCCAGAACAUCUUCACCACCAUCUUCACCCUCUUCACCUUGCUCACCCUGGACGACUGGUCCCUCAUCUACCUAGACAGCCGAGCCGAGGGUGCCUGGUACAUCAUCCCCAUUCUCAUGAUAUAUAUCAUCAUCCAGUACUUCAUCUUCCUCAACCUGGUGAUUGCCGUCCUGGUGGAUAACUUCCAGAUGGCCCUGCUCAAAGGCCUGGAGAAAGUGAAGCAGGAGAAGGCCUCCCAGAUCCAUGAGAAGCUACUGGAUGACUCACUGAUAGAGCUCAUCGAAGCAGAGCCUAAAGAGGUGAUAAGUGGACACACCAUACAGAAGCAGCUCAUUGAGAAAAAAUUCGGAGGCAUGACUGAGAAGCAGCGGGAGCUCCUGUUCCACUUCCUGCAGUUGGUGUCCGGGGUGGAGCAUUUUCAGCAGAAAUUCCGCUCCCAGGCAGCUGUCAUAGAUGAGAUUGUGGACACCGCAUUUGAGGCUGGAGAAGAGGACUUCAGGAAGUGAUCCCCAGAGUGGCAGCCCGAGUCCAGACUUCAGCCUCUGGCAAGCUCUCCCCCGGGUCGGGCCAAGUCCCCAUCUCUGCUGGAAAGAUCACUGGGCCUGCAGGGCUGGGCCCCAACAGUUUUAAAACCCCAGGUGGCUCCAUGUCCUUACUGGCUGGGCCGAGGCACAAGGGAACCUGUGGGCCUGCACGCAUGUGCGUCCUCGAGCGUGUGUGUGUGCGAGUGUUUCAGGUGAAAGGCUCUGUCCUUGGAUCCCUCCCUGCCCCACUGGGGCCUGGCAUCCUGGCCUGGCAGGGCCUUAACAGCAGCCAGCGGGGUGACGUGGAAAGUGGGCCAGGCUCAGUGCUGGAGGGAGAGGGAGCGGUCACCCUGCUUUGGGGACGGAGGCCCGUCUGGCCCAGGAGACAGGAGAAAAAGAACAGGCUGGGACAGCCCACGGUUGGGGCCUGAGGGACCAGGAUGCUCCAGAAAUGAGGUCUCAGAGCCCAGGCCUACUGGCACCGUCAGCAUCCAGCACAAGGGUGCCAACUCGAUGGCGACAGCCUGAGCUCCGAAGGCAGAGGUCAUCGCCAUACCCUGCCCUGCCUGGGGU
Molecule: messenger RNA, 2781 nt
Organism: Balaenoptera ricei (Rice's whale)
Lineage: Eukaryota; Metazoa; Chordata; Mammalia; Artiodactyla; Balaenopteridae
Gene: CATSPER1
Product: cation channel sperm associated 1
Exons: 13
Coding region: 1-2190 (729 amino acids)
Biological process (GO): calcium ion transport; flagellated sperm motility; regulation of cilium beat frequency involved in ciliary motility
Cellular component (GO): CatSper complex; membrane
Molecular function (GO): calcium-activated cation channel activity; voltage-gated calcium channel activity
Source: RefSeq, a predicted model, not a curated record